AAGGAAAGGAGAUAAGAAGACGAGAUAGCUUCGGGAUUUUUUUCCUCUAUUUCUUGCGAUCUCGAUUUAUUUUUCUCGAAUCGAAGAGCGAGACAGUAGUUGUUAGAUUCUAGGGUUUCGGCAUCUCCGGCGGGGUCUCCGAUGGUGAAAGGGAGGAGGGGCGAAAGGCGGUGGCGGAGCGACGGCGGAGCGGCGGCGUUGGCGGGGUGAUGAAGUGCAAGAAGCACCCCUACGAGCUUGGCGUCGGCGUCUGCGCCUCCUGCCUCCGGGAGCGCCUCCUCGACCUCAUCGCCACCCAGAACGAGCUCCCGACCGAGCACCACCACCUGCGGCCGGACCCCCCUCCCCAGCCGCCGCCUCCGGCGCUGGUUUUCCCCCGAUCCGUCUCCCCCUACGUCUCUCACCGCCGAUCCGUCGGAUCCGAGGCUUCGGCGGCCUACGGCCGCCGCUACAACCAUCGGUUCUUCAGUACUCCCCAGGUUGGCCCCACCUUCGACGCUGCCUCCGACGGGUUCCCGGGCGAUGCGGCCGGGGGCCGGCGCCGGAUCUCCGGGCGGUUCUCUGUCUUCUCGAUCCUGUUCCGCCACCAGAGAUCGGAGGAAGUGGAGAGCGAUCUGGGGAGCUCCAAGAGCUCCGGAUCGGGCUCCUGGUUCUCGGCGCUGAUCCGCCGCCGCCGGAAGAAGAAAUCGCGGAGCUUCUCGGUGGAGGAGGUGGCGGCGACGGGGAGGUCGCAGCCUUCGUGCCGGGCGUCGGACCGGGGAAUGUCGCCGGUUAUCGACGACGACGAGGCGGACGGAUGCUCUAGUGGGUACUCGACGGAAUCUUCGAGCGGGUGGCGGCGGCCGACUCCGACGCCGAUGCGGCGGUUCCCGGCGAGCUCCUUCCACCGGUACGGUGGUCGCGCCGGCGUCUCGAGCUUCGCGGUCUGCCUGAGCCCGCUGAUCAGGGUUGGCCACAACGGCUGGCGGGGGCAGCCGGCGGAGUCGGGGACGACGUCCGGCGAGCUCCGGAGCACGGCGACCCGCCACCGCUGCCGCCACGGGUCUGCCGGUGGCGCCUCUCUCGGACCGAACCGGUCGAGGAAGCUGGCGGACCUCGGCCGGUUCGAUUGACUAUUUGACGCAAGCCAGCGCCAUUAGCCCUAAUCAAGGAGGGGAGAGUUGGUGCGAACAUUAAAAAGCUGCAGAAGGCGCCUGGCACACUGACACGUACCCCGCAUGGAGGUGGGACCCGCGCAUUUCUUGUCAGCGAAUCCGCUUAGGGCGUCUGGAUUCCAGGACUGAUACGCCUCCACUCCACUUCAUGGAGGCUCGCGUGAGAUGAUGUGAUGGCGGAGAGGAAUGUUGAUUUUUUUUUUUUUUUUGAAUAUCAUUAUAGAGUGGCUCAAUUUGAUGUCACAUCCAGGUA
This is a messenger RNA of Elaeis guineensis (African oil palm), 1407 nucleotides long. RefSeq lists its product as uncharacterized. NCBI's taxonomy places the organism in Eukaryota, Viridiplantae, Streptophyta, Magnoliopsida, Arecales, Arecaceae. The record is from RefSeq and is a predicted model, not a curated record.